Molecule: messenger RNA, 1305 nt
Organism: Lachancea fermentati
Lineage: Eukaryota; Fungi; Ascomycota; Saccharomycetes; Saccharomycetales; Saccharomycetaceae
Source: the annotation of a GenBank genome assembly
AUGAAAGCAAUUAGAGGCAAACACAGUGAAAAUGAUUCGGCGAAAUGUGAAUCGCUAGGGAGCAUGAAUAGCUGCUCGCCCUCUUCUGCAGGAAAAGAUGAAGAGGAAGUAUUUUACGAUUUCCAGCUGUUUAUAUCGCAGAUGAAAGAUCAAAGGGCUGACCCCAUUGUGAGGUAUACUCGUUCUUUCCUUCAUAGUUUUGUCACUAAAAAAAACUUUUGGACCGCGGAGGAACAAGUGAAACUCGUUAAUGACUUCAAGUUGUUUAUUUAUGAUAAGUUUUUGGAAUUUGAACCCUUUAAAUCCCUAGAUCGUUCAAAACUUCACAAUGCUCAAGAGGGUAUGGAGAAACUACUUAUGGGUAAAUUAUACAACAAGUGCUUUUCACCACUUCUCGCCAACGAUUAUGAAAAUCUGACUGACGAUCACAGAUCGGAUUUGGUUCAUGAUGCAAAUUUGAUGGAUAAGAUACUAGAAUUUCGCUUUAUAAAGCCAAUUAAUCUUGAAAUACCCGCGACAAUAUCUCCAAAAGUUGAAAAGUUCAUACAACUUUCGGGUAAGGAACUCAAUAGGAUUAACAGUUAUAAAGCACCUAGAGAUAAGAUGGUCUGUAUACUCAACGCUUGCAAAGUUAUCUAUGGUUUUCUCAAGCAUUCCAAACUUGAAAAUGAAGGAGCAGAUGUAUUCAUUCCCAUGCUAAUAUACACAAUUAUGAAGGCAAAUGUGCGCUCGCUAGUUUCUAAUGUCAUUUACAUAGAGCGAUUCAGAUUUCCAGAAUAUUUGCGAGGCGAAAGCGGGUACUACUUAAGUAGCUUGCAUGGUGCAAUAAACUUCAUUCUGCAUAUGGGGGAAGAUUCUCUGUUUAUACCAGAUAAGAGUGAAUACAAUAAUCAGUAUGAGCAAAACAGUGUUCAGGUUGCAGAAGAAAGAGAUAGGAUUGAAAUCAAAGAGGUAAACCUAGAAGUUCCAAAACUGCGUUCGAAAAGCCCGUCUCCAAGUGAGUACAUAUUAAAGCCACUAGACGGUGCGACAAAUACAGUAAUUUCAAAGUUCGCUGAGUUGUUCUCUCCCACUGCAACCAGCCAGGAUGAUACUGAUAAUCGCGAGCAUCAGUCCGCUUUCAUUGAUGAUGAAACCGCCGCUGCGAUUGCACACCAAAUGGAAGAGGAUGAUCACGUACGUACUAUCAAAGAUUUGCAAGCAAUGUUUCCCGAAAUGGGCUGUGAAAUUAUACAAGAUGUCUGUGCUGCUAAGAGAUAUCGUAUCGGUGCAUGUGUUGAUGCAUUACUAACCCUCUCUAGUUGA